Molecule: messenger RNA, 6129 nt
Organism: Neodiprion fabricii
Lineage: Eukaryota; Metazoa; Arthropoda; Insecta; Hymenoptera; Diprionidae
Exons: 8
Coding region: 625-5103 (1492 amino acids)
Source: RefSeq, a predicted model, not a curated record
GCAACUGAAAAGUACCAAUGUAAUUAUGUAAAAGAAGAAAAAACGAACGAAUACGAGCGAACGAACUUGAAUUUCCAAUAACCAAAUAUAUUUUCAUUGAACUUAAGCUACGCAAGUGGAAGAUUUUCGUUGUCGUCACUUUUUUCUAAAACACACAUUAAUUUUGAAAAAUAACCAAAAUGAUGUUAAACGAUGCAACAUUUCUAAGAAUAAUAAAUAACCUCUUUAUAUAAACUGAUAAAUGUCUGAUAUAAUCCAAUACCACAUAUUCUGUACAUUGUACUUAGUUGUCCUAAAUCGAAGGUUUUCUUACGCUAACCUACUGGAACGUCACUUAAUACUUUAUAAAUAAAGUCUUAAAUGUUCCGGUAUUACAUAGCAUAAAUUAAAAAUGCCAACAAAUGAAAGAAUAAUAUUCUUAAAUCAUAGUUGAAUUAUUCUUGAGUACACUUGCCAUUAAAAUGUACAAAAUUUCAGUGAUAAUACACGACCAAUUUUAAACUGUGUUUAGACAUUUGAAUGUAUCGAUGAACAAUCGAUGAUCGUUCAUUUCCUCAUCAUACAAUAUAUUUUUGAAACUAAAAAGGAGCCACUUACUAAAGCACAUUUAAAUCAGCAUCAGAAAUGCAGUGGCGCCGCCAACGAAGAAUUUCCCAUGUCAUUGGCUCUUCCAAUCAUGCUCUACUUAUAGCACGGUACCAAGAUGCACCUCCAGGAGAAGAAGACGAAGAAGAUGAUAUCCACAAUGGAUAUCAGACAGAGAAUAGAAAUGGAUCUGCAAGGGGUGAGCGAAAUAUGCAAGGAGGGUAUUCAUCUUACAAACGCACCAGGCCAUAUAACAAUACUACAAAUACGUAUGGUUACGGAUAUGGGUCACUAUACAAUGGUCAAUCCAAGUCUGCGCAAUCUAAGAAUGACGAUGAUCCAACAAAACCGAAAAUUGUGUUCAACGAAGAGGAAUACAUGAGAAUAACGACGCCUCGGCAGGAUGUUCUUUUCAAAAAAGGUUACCUUUCUCGCAAGAAACCUUUGGCUAGUACUGCAAGUACGAGUGCAACCAGCGCCACCACCACUCCAUCUACCAAUGACAGCCAGUCUGCAGCACAUUCCACUGCUGAUGGUAGCGAGACGGCAGAGGACCAGCAAUUGCUGGAUGGUAGCAACGGAGGCAACUUUGCCAUUGUACCAGAAGCAGCGGCCCAAUUUGCAUAUGGAGGUUUCUAUGACCAAGUCACUGGAUAUUACUACGAAUAUCCAGUUAUGUUAGUCGGUCCUCCUGUUCCUGGAAAUCCCACUCCUAAUGUACUUGCUGCGAUGUCAUGUGGGCCCGUUCCACUUAGACCUGUGGAAUGGUUUAACCCUCAGUACAUGCCAGAGUCUUUACAAGAACAACAUCCUCCUUCACAUUCGACGGACUCUCAGGCAGGAAGCUGUGGGUCAUCUGUAUCAAUGGACGAAGUUGGGGGUGCUGCAGCGCCUGCAAGCGUAGAACUCGUUAGUACUUGUGAGAACAGAGAUGAAGAAGUAGCACAAGAAGUGCAAGAUUCAGAAGUCCUCAUUGUUGACGAAACAACAACUGAAUGUGUACCGCCUGCUCAAGUCAUACCACAGAUAGUACCACAUAUGCAUAUACCGCCACAGCAUUACGUAUAUCCAGGUCAUUUUAUGUUUGGCCCACCGAUGGUCAAUAUGAAUGGUGUAACGAUACAAAACGGUGCCAUUGUUCCCAGUGAAGCACUAUGGGCCAAGCGAAGGAAGAAGAAGAAAAGGAGAAAGCAAAGACGUCCUCUUGCAGUUGGUAAUACGGAAGAUGAGGAAGAGGAGUACAGCUCAGAAUGGGAAUCUGGUUCUAAUUGGUCUCAACCUGCUUGGUCUACAAGUACAGUGACUGCAGCACCAAAUGAUUUUGUGAUCUCCAAGCCGCUCAAUCCUGAAGUUCAAGAGUUUCAGUUCAGGACCGCAUUACCUGUUGUGUCUGACGCACCUGAUGUUAAAACACCUAAUUUGGAGAACGCUGAAUCGCCUUCCUUGCCACAUCCUGCAGAAACAGGAGUGGAAAAAUGUGAAGUAACAAAGACAGAGAAUGAGGAUAGGCGUAUUUCAGUUGACAAUAUAAAUCUAACCAAUUUAGACGAUGGAAUUUCAGGACGUCAAACAUUAAGUGAAAUUACAGUGGAAAAUGGAAGGGUAAAAGAUACUGAAAACAUUCGCGAAACUGUAUUAAAUAUCAUUGAGAAAGAAACGAAUUCAUCAGAUUGUAAAGGGACAUCACUGACAGAGAAGAUUGGAGAAGUAGUUAAGGGAGAUCAUAAGACAGCAUCGGUUGCUUCUGAAGAGGACGUAAAAAAUCUGCAAUCUUCGUUAUCGAAUGAGACUACAAUUUUAAAAAACCAAAAGCCAUUUGGUGAAAAUCGUCCUACUGCUGAAAAUGGUGUCAAGAUUAAGGCAUCAAACAGGGUUGAGCAUGAAAAUAACAUCAAUAAUCUAAGUAACAUUGAAUCUGAACCUGUAGUAUCAAAUAGUCCUACAGCAGAAAGCGUUGUUGAAUCAUUAACGAGUUACACAGAUUCGUGCGAAGAUACAGAAAGGAAUGGAAUCAGCAACAAUGCUAACUUGUCGAUCGAAGAAAAUGAUAAGAAAUCUGAUAUUUCCCAGCAGAAAACUCUGAACGAAACUACAAGAACAAAUGGUCAAAAUAUAAAGUCAGUUACGUUAGACUCGAAUCAAUCUAAAUCAAGUCUUGUUUCUAAUGGUAAAAAAGUUGAAAGUGAACUGACAAACAAAAAAAAUGGAAAUAAGAAUGUGAAGAAGGGUAAAACCAAAGCAAUGGAUGCAAGAAAGCCCGCUCGCAACAAGCGUGAGUCAAGAAAUCCUCAGCGGAAUGAUUCAGCAUCAACUGCAGUAUCUAGAGAAUUGUUGCAGGACAGAGAGAGAUCAGUUUCUCCUGACACCAGGCAAGCCUUGGAUUUGGAGAAUUCAGCGUCGCAAUUGCCUGCUAGAAAGCCAAGUUCAAGGCCAACCAGUCCAGAAAUCAAUCAAACAACGACUCCAAUAAACGCCGAAACUCACAGACUGCCAGAAAGCUAUGAAUCUUUAGUCACCCGAUCGUCCCCUCAUUCAGUUACCCCCUCUCCACCUCUCACUGGUGCACCAGUUGCACCACCUAGGAGAAAAUAUAGUGCCAAAGGGUUGAAAUUUGUGAGAGAACCUACACCUGGACCAGAUUUAGAUACUGACGUUAAAUCUGACAAUGAAGAGGGUAGCAAGGUUGAUGAUAAUUUGAGAUUACAAGAUGAUAAGGUUGAAAGUAUAUCUGUUGAUCAGGUGGUCCCGAUUGCUGAAGUUCCCAGUAAUACUAUUUCACAGAUUGACAUCAAAGAUGAGAGUGUAGACGUACCUGCCCAAGGAUCUUCUACUAAAAAUGAUCAUACAAACGAAAACAAUAACAAGAAUCCCGUUUCCAGGAUAGAUAGCCACUCCAAAACACAAAAAGCACAUGAUAUGCAUCAGAAAGUUGAUUUCCCAUUAGACACAGAUUUUGAACCAAAGGUUAUUUUGAACAGGCCUGGUACUUCUGUGGAAGGGAACGUGAUUGGCACGAGUUCCAUUGGUGUUGACUCUCUGGGCGAUGCUGAUGCUGACACACAGGAAGUGAACGCUGCAUCUAAACGGUCUGAUCAUCCUAUAACCGAUGCUGUUGCCGCGUGGUUGGAAAGAACGAAGUCACCAGAAAUAUUCAGAGUACCGAUGCCUAUAUCUGAUUCUGAUGAUUCCGACUUAUCAGAAACAGAAAUAUAUGAUGGCGAUCCAAACAAGCAGCCGUCAAAAAACUUGCAAGGCAACCCCAUGCCUGCACUAUCUGUUAGUAACGGAUCGAUCGAUAACUGUAGAAGAACGCGAUCGAACGUUGUUACUAGUGAUACUAUUACAAAGACUGACACUUUUGAUACUUCAAAAUCCAUCAAAAGGAGAAGAGAAAAAGACAUUAAAAAUAUAGAACAUAUUUCUCCAACGAGUGAAGCUAAGACAAGCAUAGAAGAGACUUCAAGGAGUGUCAGGGUUUGUGACUUUAUCAUUAAGGGUAGCGCUGCUGGCAUGAGGGUUGCCGAAAAAUCUCGGGUGGAUUUGAACAGACUAAGCACAGAAAAGAAACGAUUAAAAGACAAUACGAAGACAAGUUAUAUUGAGAAUAUUGAAAUGAAAAUCAAGAAUAACACUAGAUUUAACGAUGACAUCACUGAAGACGGAAUUGAGGUGUUGGAAAAUUUCAAAACUUACGAACGAGGGGAAAUCAUGGUAUUAGAUGGGAAACUAUUGACUGGUACUGUGCACGAAGCAACCUGUUCGGAAAAAAGUAACCUACAGGAUCCGACAAUUAUUGAAGAAGUGAGAGAGUCAAAUAACAAUAAACGAGAAACUGCCAAGAAUCAUGCAAGAUCUAUAGAUUUAAAUAAACCGAUUAACAUAAAUCGCAAUAGCGAACAUGAAAUGAGUCCCGAAGAAACGUUAAAUUCUCUUGGUAGCAUCGAAGAACCGGACGUACUGGAAUGUUGGGAGACAGAAAUAAUGGAACCUGUUGUAACAUUAAAAAAUAACAGCCAAAUGAAACUUCAAAUCAAUGGUAAAGUCCAUGAAGGAGAAGCGACGGAAGAUGAAAAUUACGAUAAUUACAGUGACUCUACAAACAGAGAACAUGUGAAGAAGUAUUAUAGACUCGCGAGGGAGUACACACUAAGUAUCGAAGAUGAACUAAGCGAACGUGCGUUGAAGCAAAUGAACAGUAAUAACAUCAGCUCAAAUUCAAAUUCGCCCAAGAGAACAACGCCAAAUACCCCAGAGCGUAUGAUCGAAUGUUUAUGUAGUGAAGAGAUACCGAUUAUUGUACCACUUCCUAAAUCGACACUAACUAAAGCAAACAAGGUUGUGAAAGAUGGAAUGCAAAAUGAAACUGUCGACGAAGCAUUUGAAGUAUAUGAGAGCUGUUAUACAGGAAAGACAAGAUUGGCUGGUCUAUCUCAGCUAAAUGUUGAGGGAUCGAAGAUUCCCCUUCAGAAUCAAGAGGGACCCAUACCAUGUAAAGCGGUAUGUUGCAAUAUACAGUAAAAACUCAUACAGAUGGGACUGUCUUUAACUUACGUCUAAGUUUUGGAAAGAGAAAUGAUAAAUGUUUGAAAUUUUAAAAUGCUUUUUAUAACCUUGUUGAACUAAAUUCACUGGUAUGAGAAUAAUUGUGGAUAGGGAGGGAAAAAAAUUGAUUUAAAAGUAAGAUACGUAAAUGGUAAAAUAGUUCCACGCAGCUUCCCAUUUUUGUAAAUAGUUCACGGUCACCAAUACUUCAUUGAUAUGAACAAUGUUUAGCCCAAAAUGUUAUAACGAAUUGCCUACAUUUCGUAAUGAUAAAAUAUAUCUAUUUAAUAUUAUGUAUUAAUCAUUGAAUUACUAUUGAAUAUAGAAACACGUUGUUGACUACACGUUCGCUGUUAUACAUUUGGCAGGUUAGCUAUUAUUAUAAGACAUACCUGUGACGAAUAAUAUUCACAUGUGAUUGUAAGGCGAUAUUCUUCGAUAGUAUGACUAAGGAUUAUGACAAAGAGUCAGCUCCGUGAUUAAAUUUUAUUAUUCUUGAGUUGAAUAUAAAUUUAGGAAUAAAAUAUUGUUCGGAACUGGAUACUAAAGUACCAAAUUAUAAAAAUGAAGAAAAUUAAGAUUAAAAAGAAAAAAGAAAUGCCACAUAAGGAAACAAAGAACUAGAAAGACCACCUUAUACGUCUUUGCUCUGUACAUAUCAACAAACGAUAAUUAGCCAAGAAAAAAAAAUAAAAAUUAUCGUUCGAUCACCAAACCGUCAAAGCUAUAAUCGAAGAUCAGCAUUUGAAAGAUUCUUUGAAGACUAUUAUUUCAGCAAAUUAUACAUAUACUUUUAUAUAUACAUAUAUAUAUUUAUAUAUACAUAUUUGUGUACAUACACGGCAGCGUACUCUUUGACCUAUUUCUUGGAGCAUAGAAGAAGCUAAAUUAGGAACUAGGUCGCAUAAUUUGUGAAGACCUAACUUUGUUCCGAUUAAAGUUUUUGCUGAUGUAAUUGAAUGCUGUUAUAUAAUAAAUAAUAAGCAGGAUUAUGAAUCGUUA